GGCUACUGAUGGGCCCUGAGUAGCUCUGGGCCCCGUCGUUCGGUUGCCGCGCCACGCCGGACUCUGUUCCGCACUGCCUCGGGCGCACUCCUUGCCGCGUAAGGGCUUGUUCCUCCGGGAAGUGUGCGUGCUCCCUCCUUCCCCCGCCCCCCUUCCCUUUGAUCCUGCCGCGCACUGCGUACCCCACGCCGAUCCCCUGCUCACCUCCCGCCUGGUGGCGGACCCGUGGUCAUGCAGACCCAGCAGCUAGCAGCGCCGAGUACGUGUCCCCGCAAACCCUCCCGGAGCCUCUCUGGUUCACUUUGUGCCCUGUUUUUUGAUGCAGACUCGGGAUCUGGGAUGAAGGCGGAGCUUGUUCCUCGGCCUGGGGCAGGGGGGAGGGAGAUGACCCAAGAAGAAAAGCUGCAGCUUCGGAAGGAAAAGAAACAGCAGAAGAAGAAACGGAAGGAGGAAAAGGGGGCAGAACCAGAAACUGGCUCUGCUGUAUCUGCAGCCCAUUGUCAAGCAGGCCCGACCAAAGACCUGCCUGGACUGGACAGUCAGUUGGGCAGUGCCAAGGAGAAAGUUCCAGCAGGUCGGAGUAAGGCUGAACUUCGAGCUGAAAGGCGGGCCAAGCAGGAGGCUGAGCGGGCCCUGAAGCAGGCAAGAAAAGGGGACCAAGGAGGGCCACCUCCUCAGGCCUGCCCCAGCACAGCUGGAGAAAUGCCCUCAGGAGCGAAGCGUCUACCCGAGCAUAGUCAGGUUGAUGACCCCAUGCUUCUGAGGAGGCUUGUUAAAAAACCAGAACGGCAGCAGGUUCCUACACGAAAGGAUUAUGGAUCCAAAGUCAGUCUCUUCUCCCACCUACCCCAGUACAGCAGACAAAACUCUCUGACCCAGUUUAUGAGCAUCCCAUCCUCUGUGAUCCACCCAGCCAUGGUGCGACUUGGCCUGCAGUACUCCCAGGGCCUGGUCAGUGGCUCCAAUGCCCGGUGCAUUGCCCUGCUUCAUGCCUUGCAGCAGGUGAUUCAGGACUACACCACACCUCCCAAUGAAGAACUGUCAAGGGACCUAGUGAAUAAACUAAAGCCCUACUUCAGCUUCCUGACUCAGUGCCGUCCCCUGUCCGCGAGCAUGUACAACGCCAUCAAGUUCCUUAACAAGGAGAUCACGGGUGUGAGCAGCUCCAAGCGGGAAGAGGAGGCCAAGUCAGAACUUCGAGCAGCCAUCAAUCGAUACGUGCGAGAGAAGAUUGUGCUUGCAUCUCAGGCAAUCUCACGCUAUGCUUAUAAGAAGAUCAGUAAUGAAGAUGUGAUCCUGGUAUAUGGAUGCUCAUCUCUGGUAUCACGAAUUCUUCAGGAGGCUUGGGCUAAGGGCCGGCGGUUUCGGGUGGUAGUGGUGGACAGCCGGCCACGGCUGGAGGGAAAGCACAUGCUACGUUUUCUGGUCCGUGCUGGGGUCCCUGCCUCCUACCUGCUGAUUCCUGCAGCUUCCUAUGUGCUCCCAGAGGUUUCUAAGGUGCUGUUGGGAGCUCAUGCACUCCUGGCCAACGGGUCUGUGAUGUCACGGGUAGGGACAGCGCAGCUGGCCCUGGUGGCACGGGCCCAUAAUGUGCCAGUGCUGGUCUGCUGUGAAACAUACAAGUUUUGUGAGCGUGUGCAGACUGAUGCCUUUGUCUCUAAUGAGCUAGAUGACCCUGACGAUCUGCUGUGUGAGCGAGGAGAACGUGUGGCCCUGGCUGACUGGCAGAACCACUCGUCCCUACGGUUGUUGAAUCUGGUCUAUGAUGUGACCCCCCCAGAACUGGUGGAUCUGGUGAUCACGGAGCUGGGCAUGAUCCCUUGCAGUUCUGUACCUGUUGUGCUGCGAGUCAAGAGUAGUGACCACAUCGCCACCGCUUAGGUUAGGAGUCCAGACUCUCCAGCCCCUCUUAGCACCUGCUACCAACCUCCAUGCCAGUGCUUUGGGGCCAAAGUGAAGGUCAGUAUGGAGACCAAAAACUAUCCAAGUCAUCAACCAUUUAUUGAGCAUCUAUGUGCCAGACACUGAGCUAGAUAUGAGGAAAAGUAUAAUAAGGACAAAUAAGAGUCCUAUCCUUAGUAUUUUAGUGUUAUUAUUACAUUAAUAUUUAAGUUAAAUCAGUAUGUUGAUAUUUAUAUUAAAUAGUUACACAUUAAUAUAUUAAUAUUUUGUAUCUUUAGUAUUGAGUGUUUACUGUGUGUCAUAAACUGUUGUAGUCCCUUUCUUAUCCAUUUAGGAAGAUUAAUACCACUCUAUGAAGUGUGAUUUUAUAGAUGAGAAAACUGGGGCACAGAGAGGUUAAGUUACUUGCCCAAGGUAACACUAACUAAACCGGCAUGUGAUCUCAGGCAUUCUGGAUCUAGAGACUGUGCCCGUAAUUUUUAUGCUAUCUGCCAUUAAGGAGUACUCAUCAUGAUGGAGGAAGACAGAUGAUAUCUACAGUAUGAGAUACAUUCUACUAGUAGUAUGAACAGAGUUCAUUGGAAGCAACCCAGGAUGUUGCCAGGAGAUCUAGUGAGGUUGGAGAAGACUUCACAGGUAACAUCUGACCUAGUCUUGAAGGAUAAGAAGUUUCCCAGUUGGAAAAGAAUGACAACGCAGAUCAACAGAGGAAAUAACUUAAACAGACUACAGAAUAGGCUUUAAAGUGACUGGCCAAUUCCAAAGUGCCAAGUAGUGUGGUAAAGCUAGAACCGCGGCUUAUGUGGACAAUUAGUGAUACAGCUGCUAACGUAGGUUGGAUUGGGUCCAGGUUGUGAGAGUCUAACCAUUGUGGUUAGCCUAAAAAAAAUGUUAGAGUCAUCCAUUUUGUGUGUGUGUGUAUGUUUUAUUGAAAAAUUUCAAGCCGCAUAGAAGUAUAGUGAACUAUACAAAGAAUCCCCAUCACCAAAUGUAGUAAUUACCAAGAUUUGCCACAUAUGCUUUUUGUUUCCCUUUUUUUCCUUGCUGAAGUUGUAUUAGAGCAAAUCCCAGUCAUUAUAUCGUUUUACUCCUCCAAACGUCAGUAUGUCUCUAAAAAAUAUGGAAGCUUACCAUGUCAUUACACUUAUUAAACUCUUCCUUAUUGUCCAAUCCAUAAUCAAAUUUCCUUGAUUGUCUCAAAAGCAGCUUUUUACUGUUGAAUCAGGAUCCAAACAAAUCCAUAUAUUACAUGUC
Messenger RNA from Balaenoptera acutorostrata (minke whale), 3156 nucleotides. It is a transcript of the gene EIF2B4, whose product is annotated as eukaryotic translation initiation factor 2B subunit delta. The transcript is spliced from 13 exons. The record is from RefSeq and is a predicted model, not a curated record. The coding region runs from base 232 to 1881 and encodes 549 amino acids. Lineage: Eukaryota; Metazoa; Chordata; Mammalia; Artiodactyla; Balaenopteridae.